Myotis lucifugus (little brown bat) is the source of this 1290-nucleotide messenger RNA. RefSeq names its product zinc finger protein 211-like. Bases 1 to 1290 code for a protein of 429 amino acids. Gene Ontology annotation, biological process: negative regulation of transcription by RNA polymerase II. The record is from RefSeq and is a predicted model, not a curated record. The transcript is spliced from 5 exons. Lineage: Eukaryota; Metazoa; Chordata; Mammalia; Chiroptera; Vespertilionidae. Gene Ontology annotation, molecular function: DNA-binding transcription repressor activity, RNA polymerase II-specific.
AUGAACGCUAAGGUAGAGAUCCACCUCAUGCGCCGCAUCCACCUGCCAGAUGGCGAGGUCUUCCGCAACUUCAAAGAGCUCUCCCGUGUGGUCCAGGAGAUUGACAAGCAGGCGUGUGGUCGUCGUCGUCGUCGCCCUCGUCCUCCCACGGAGCAUUCAGGGGAGAGAUCUCGCGAAGACGCGGCUUGGACCCCAACGGAGGCAGGAGAGAAGCUAGCCCUUCCCAAGAUGACCAAGAGAAAGAAAAGUCCUCCCGAGCUGCCGCAAGAGGCCUUCAAGAGGCCUCGCAGCGGCCUGCGUGCGCGCUUGGCGGAGGGUCCGCAAGUGUUCUAUGCACUGGGCAAGAGGAGCGGUUGUUUGCAUAAAAAGGAUGAUGAUGAGGCCUGUUCUAAUAGGAGUGUAUCUAUACAAGGAGAGUCACGGGUCAGGGCUUCUAAGACAGCUCCAGCAACAAAGAAGAACCAUCCAUGUAAGCUGUGUUUCUCUGUGUUAAAAGAUAUUUUGCACCUGAAUGAGUUACAAGCAGCACACUUGGAGCACAAAGGCUUCUUCAGUGAGGCAUGUGUGAGAGACUUCUGUUCCAGUGUAAACCCUCACCAGCAACAGAGGGAUGCCAGGGGAAAGAGGUCCUGGAAAGAAGCUAUGGACAAGGCCUCAUUUGUGAACAGGUGCAGCUUCGACUUAUCAGAGGUGCCUUCAAACAGCAGAGUGGUUGGGGAAGAUUCCCAAACUCUCUCAGAGGUUCUCCAGCACCAGGCAACUCAUAACACUGAGGAGCCACACUGGGAAAGCGAGAUUUCACAGGAAUUUCUCAGUGGAAAAAGUCAUCACCAGUGGGGUGAAUGUGAAAACGCUGCCAGCCACAACCUCAAAGUUGUUGAAUGUCAGGAAAAGCAGUAUGAGUGUACAGAUUGUGGGAAGUCCUUCAGUCAGAAUUCCACCCUCAUUCGACAUCAGAGAACUCACACUGGAGAAAAGCCAUAUGAAUGUACAGAUUGUGGGACAUCCUUCAGUCAGAGUUCCAACCUCAUUCAACAUCACAGAGUUCACAUUGGAGAAAAACCUUAUGAGUUUCACACUGGAGAAAAACCUUAUGGGUGUGGUGAAUGUGAGAAGUCCUUUAGGCAAAAUAGUCAGCUCUUUGUCCACAAGAGAGUUCACACUGGAAAAAAACCUUAUGAAUGCUGUGAAUGUGGAAAUUCUUUAGCCAAAAUAGUCAGCUCCUUGUCCACAAGAGAGUUCACACUGGAGAAAAACCUUAUGAAUGCUGUGAAUGUGGAAAUUCUUUAG